Molecule: messenger RNA, 273 nt
Organism: Ilex paraguariensis (yerba mate)
Lineage: Eukaryota; Viridiplantae; Streptophyta; Magnoliopsida; Aquifoliales; Aquifoliaceae
Source: the annotation of a GenBank genome assembly
AUGACCAUGAGUGGUAGCAAGUUGAGUGAGGCAAGGGAGGUUACCCAUGAGCUAGGUGUCGGCGAGGCAGCGGGUGUCAACGACGCAGUAGAUGUUGAUGAGGCAAGGGGCGUCAGCAACACAGCAGGCAUCGGCGAGGCAGGGGCCACCACGGGCAUUGUGGAGGCUAGAGCCCAAGAUGGCGUUGACAAGGCGGUGCGGGCUUUGGUAAGGUGCCUUGGGACGGCGAGCACACCGCGACAGGUGUCAUUCGGGGAGGAGCAGAUGCGCUAG